CAACCAACCUCCAUCAAAAUCUAGGGUUUUAGAACUCGGAAGGGGGUGAAAAAAAGGAAAAAAAAAAAAACUUAGAAAGGGGAGAGAUGAGCAGGGGGCUAGGGAUCCCGGUGAAGCUCCUCCACGAGUCGGCGGGCCACGUGGUGACGGUGGAGCUCAAGAGCGGCGAGCUCUACAGAGGGAGCAUGAUCGAGUGCGAGGACAACUGGAAUUGCCAGCUCGAGAACAUCACUUUCACUGCUAGGGAUGGAAAAGUGUCGCAACUUGAGCAUGUUUUCAUCAGAGGCAGCAAGGUCCGGUUCAUGGUCAUUCCUGAUAUGCUAAAGAAUGCUCCUAUGUUCAAACGUUUGGAUGCCAGAAUUAAGGGCAAGGGUUCUUCUCUUGGUGUUGGGCGUGGUCGUGCUGUUGCUAUGCGUGCCCGGGCUCAAGCUGCAGGUCGAGCAGGUGGGCCCCCAGGCAGGGGCGCUGUGCCCCCAGUGAGGAGGUAGGAGUCUUCAGUUGCACCCUGAAUUUCCUUGGAUGGCUGCAAUGCUUUCAUUUAUCAAAGGUUCUUUGGAUGUAAACAGAGUCUUGCCACUAUAGUAGAUGUAAAAUUGAGAGGGUUUUUUCUUUAUAUCGUAUAACCGAUGUUUGUUCAUUAUGGCCUCUACAAUUUUAGAAUCUGUACUGCUUUUUUAUUUUUGUACCCGUGCUAGGUCCUGGUAGUGGUAAUAGUAUCACAGAACAUUUGAGCUUCCAUCUCUUCGGUGAUGAUGUGAA
Messenger RNA from Asparagus officinalis (garden asparagus), 759 nucleotides. RefSeq names its product small nuclear ribonucleoprotein SmD3b-like. Bases 87 to 488 code for a protein of 133 amino acids. The record is from RefSeq and is a predicted model, not a curated record. NCBI's taxonomy places the organism in Eukaryota, Viridiplantae, Streptophyta, Magnoliopsida, Asparagales, Asparagaceae. Gene Ontology annotation, molecular function: RNA binding. Gene Ontology annotation, cellular component: U4 snRNP; commitment complex; spliceosomal tri-snRNP complex. Gene Ontology annotation, biological process: RNA processing; spliceosomal snRNP assembly. The transcript has 5 exons.